AUGGUCAACAUGAUUCCCAAGCUAUCAUGGAAGAUGUUGGAAGUUUUGGAGUGGCUCAUAUGGAUUUCCAAGUCAGGAUUCAUAUGCUAUAUUCCCUUCACAACAUGUUGUAGUUUGGAGAUUUUUUGGUUGCAAAUAGCACUCUUUGUUAUGAUGUCAUUGCCCUCAAGCUUGAGGGUUGUUGGCACAGCCUCUGGCUAUCUUGUUCAUCAACACAAACACAAAACACUCUCCUCAAGCAUAGUUGGUGGAUAUGGGGGGGAAUUCUACCCAGUGGGUAUGUGGGGAGGAUUUGUGCCCACAGGUUGUGAUUUAGGGUAUAUGGGGAGGAGAGUCAAAGUUACCAAGUGCAUUUGUGAGAGGUGGUGUUUCUUUGUUCAAGCUCUAGGUCGUGAUAUAGGUUGGGCUGUUUUUUCUCAAGUUGGGACCCAAAUCGAUGUCAGAACCAUGAUUUGGACCCCAACUUUGCAUCCCAACUUUGCUCUCCAACUCACCUCUCAACUUUGCAUUGUAGAGCUAAACAUGACAAAGCCCAAACUGACCAACUUUGUCCCCAACUUCCAUGCAAGUUGGGGACAAAGUGGUGAUCAAAGUUGGGCCCAAGGUGGCCUACUGUGA
Laccaria bicolor S238N-H82 is the source of this 618-nucleotide messenger RNA. RefSeq lists its product as uncharacterized. The record is from RefSeq and is a predicted model, not a curated record. Lineage: Eukaryota; Fungi; Basidiomycota; Agaricomycetes; Agaricales; Hydnangiaceae. Bases 1 to 618 code for a protein of 205 amino acids. The transcript is spliced from 8 exons.